UUUGAAUCGACAGACCGCGAGCUUCUUUUCAAAAUUUCCACUAUGGGCAGGCCUAAGAAAGAAGUCGGGCAGUUUGGUUACAUGAGACGGAUAUAUAAUGGACUCGCUGAAGAGGUAGCAGCAUUGCAGAAACGACUGAAGGAGCUUGACAAAAAAGAGAGAUUCUUGCGUGCAGAGGCCCUAAAACACCAAGUCCAACUAACUGCAGAUUCAGAAAUUAAAUGUAUCCUAAAAUCCAAAGCAGACUCGAUUCACCUGAAGGAUGAACACAUAGACAUUGUGAAGAAACAGCAGGCAGGUCAGAGGACUGUUUCAGCCAACCAUGUGAUGUCAGCCAGUGUGGAGGUGGAGGCUGUGGAUGGAAUGGACGAGGAGGAGGAGGAGGAGGAGGAGCAGCAGCAGCAGAAGAGUAGAUCUGCUCCUGCUGAAUUACGGCUGCUGAAACGCUGGAAAGUUGAGGGGAAGAUUGGUGAAUGUUCUUACAGCAUACAUUUUUUGGCCAACUGCGAUAUGGAGAAUCCGCAUGGCACCAUCAUGCAAAUAGAACAACUAAAUGCAACAGAAGGAAAUCCUGUCAUCCAAGAAAUUAUUAAUUAUAAGCAAGAUGGUCCCUUUAAAGUGCAACAGCUGACUAAUCUUCUCUUUGGGUUGCAGAUGCUGUAUGAAGCGAGAGAUGAAGCCAUUGAACAACUGAAGGACAUUCCAAAUUUAGAAAUCCAGCAUACGAUUGAACCUGUGACCAUAGAAUUUGAACCCCAGGAAGGGUAUCUCAUAAAAAUAGUCUGGAAAAUUGGUUUUGAUGACAAGAACAUGAGAGUCAAGAACAAUAUUGCAGUUGUCUGUGAUGAUGAAGUAACGGCAAGAUUCAGCAGAAGUACAGGAUUCCCCUACCUAAGUGGGAGAGAAAUUUUAACAACACCUGGGGGUGUUAUAGAGUUCGUUGAAUCGUACAUGGACCAUUAAUUGUGGCUUUUAAUUUUUUAUACCAUUAGUACAGAUAUGUAUAUAUUUUUCUUCAUAUUUUUAAAGUUGAAGCUUUGUGGACGUUCAUAAAAAGAGAUGAAAAAAACUUUUACACAAACACACAAAGGCAUGUGCAUGCUGACAGACACAGGUAUACGCUCAUGCACACAUACGUAAAAUAAUACAUAUGUGCAUGGCAGGAAAUAAAAAAAACACUAAACACAAUAUAGAGGAGACACUAGAUUUGAAUCCUGGAUAUCUCCAGAUGUGAGAGGAGAGGAAGAUAUUCAAGAAGGUAAGGGAGUAGCAGUACUGUACAAGAAAGGCUUGCCACACAAAAGCAGGAGCAGGUCAGGUUAGGUUCAGGAGCAGUCUACAGUUUAUGGCUGGCAAAUGGUAACAGUCUAGGAAUAUGGGAAGUGAAAAAAAUAUUUCAGAUUGAAGUUGGACCUUUGUUUAUCAGGAAGGACUCCACCAGUUUGCAGCUGUGUAUGCCAACAGAAAUAAAGAUAGUGUAGGCUGCUGACCAGUCCCCCUUAUACUCCAUUCUGAUGAGAGACAAGGGUGUUUAUGAUCUGUCCCCUAGGUGUUGAGAGAUACACUUGUAUCACUAAGAACAGGGACUGGUAUAUGGGUCUUCUUUAGAUGUAAAGAGAGAGCUAGUGUAUAUUAGGUUACUGCAGAGAGUAUGAACUUUGCAAAAAAAAAAAAAGUAUUGAGAGAAAGAAGGUUGCUUGUUGUCUGCACACAUUUCUUCUUGAACCUUGGUGUUGUGGAUUUCUCUGCAUCUUAAACAAUGCUGUAGUAUUUCGUUGAACACAUGUACAUUUAAGUAUGUUUAUAUAUGUGUGUAUGUGUGUGUUUAUAUAUGAUGAUUUUUUAAAAAGUACAGCUUAUUUUAUAAAGAUCUCAUAUCAAAGCUUCAAUUCAAUGGAAUUUUAUAAUUUAUGCAAUGAUGUUGAAUAAGGAAAAAAAGA
Messenger RNA from Penaeus indicus, 1940 nucleotides. RefSeq lists its product as uncharacterized. The coding region runs from base 43 to 963 and encodes 306 amino acids. The record is from RefSeq and is a predicted model, not a curated record. NCBI's taxonomy places the organism in Eukaryota, Metazoa, Arthropoda, Malacostraca, Decapoda, Penaeidae. The transcript has 6 exons.